GAAGACUAUAACUCAAGUCAUAUUUCAAUUCUAUUUUACCUCGUCAUGGCCGUCGGGCUGUUUGACGCCCGCCAAACACCAUGAGAAGUGGAGAUGUGUUCGUUGACUCCACAUCUCAACCGCUUCUCAAAGCUAUCAACUCUCACUUGGUGGAACUCCAGCAUAAGAGGCGCUGUGAAUCAAGGCAAUGCCAGCAAAGCCCUCGCUCUUUUCCAUCAAUUGAAGCUAAAUGGUCUACAACCAAACAAUUUUACAUUUCCCUUCUUAGCAAAAGCUUGCGCCAAGCUCUCACAUCUUACUAACUCCCAAAUCAUCCAUACCCAUGUUGUCAAAUCCCCAUUUUACUCUGAUAUCUAUGUCCAGACGGCCAUGGUUGAUAUGUAUGUCAAGUGUGGUAAAGCGGAGGAUGCAUAUAACUUGUUUGAUAAAAUGCCUGUUAGGAAUAUUGCAUCAUGGAACGCUAUGAUUAUGGGUUUUUCUCAAAUCGGCUCACUUGAUAGAGUGUUCAAUCUGUUUAUGGGGAUGAGAUUAGUGGGAACUCGGCCAGAUGCUGCUACUGUCAUUGGAUUGACUCGAGCAGUUUUAUCUGCCAAAAGUUUAAGGUUUUUAAAAGCUGUUCAUGCUAUUGGGAUUGAAACAGGAUUAGAUGCUGACAACUCAGUUUCUAACACUUGGAUUUCUGCCUAUUCCAAAUGCGGUGAACUGCAGCUUGCAAAGAUGGUGUUCCAUGGAAUUCAAAAGAAUGCAAGAUCUUCUGUCUCAUGGAAUUCAUUGAUUGCAUGCUAUGCUCACUUUGGGAAAAAUGUAGAUGCUGUAAAUUCUUACAAAGGAUUGCUCUGUGAUGGUUUUAAGCCUGAUGCAUGUACGAUUAUUAGCUUGCUUUGUUCUUGCCAGCAACCUGAAGCACUAAUUUACGGUUCCCUUAUUCAUGGCCAUGGUUUCCAAUUAGGUUGCGAUUCAGAUAUUUCUUUAAUUAACACCCUUAUAUCAAUGUAUUCAAGGUGUGGAGAUAUUAGUUCUGCUACAAUUUUGUUUGAUGGUAUGUCUAUUAGAACUUGUGUUUCAUGGACGGCCAUGAUUAGUGGGUAUAGUGAGGUGGGCCGAGUUGAUGAUGCCUUGGUAUUAUUUAAUGCUAUGGAAGAAACUGGAGAAAAACCUGAUAUAGUUACUGUUCUUUCCCUCAUAUCAGGUUGCGGUAAAACAGGCGCACUUGGGCUUGGACAUUGGAUUGACAACUAUGCAUCUUUACAUGGGUUGAAAAAAGAUGUGGUAGUUUGUAAUGCAUUGAUAGACAUGUAUGCAAAAUGUGGGAGUUUGAAUGAUGCUCGAGAGGUAUUCUACAGUUUGCCUAAUAGAACUGUUGUCUCUUGGACAGCCAUGAUUGCAGCUUGUGCUCUGAAUGGGGAAUUUAGAGAAGCUUUAGAUCUCUUCUCACUGUUGUCAGAGUCAGGAAUAGAGCCAAAUAAUAUCACGUUUCUAGCUGUUCUUCAAGCUUGUUGUCAUGGAGGCUAUCUCGAGAAAGGAAGGGAAUGCUUUAUGAUGAUGACUGAAAGAUAUGGUAUAAAUCCUGGUCUGGAUCAUUAUUCUUGCAUGAUCGAUCUUCUUGGAAGGAAAGGGAAGCUAAUUGAAGCAUUGGAGGUUAUUCAAGAUAUGCCUAUGAAACCUGAUGAGGGCAUAUGGGGUGCAUUGCUCGGGGCUUGUAAGAUUCACAACAACAUGGAAAUCGGUGAGUAUGUGUCUCGUCAUCUCUUUGAAUUACAGCCGCGGGUUGCAGCUUCAUUCGUUGAGAUGGCAAAUAUAUAUGCAUUAGUUGGAAGAUGGGAUGAAGUCGCUGCUAUGAGAAAAAGGAUGAGAUCAAACCAAAUGAGGAAAUCCCCUGGGAAAAGCGUUGUUCAAGUGAAUGGAAUGUCUCACGUGUUUUUUGUUGAGGACAGAAGCCAUCACGACAGUUUGCUUAUUUAUGAAGCGUUGGGAAAUUUAGCAAUGCAGAUGAAACAAAAAGAAUUCUCGUCGCAUGCUCAGAGGAUCAUUGAGCUUGAUACGAUGAAAAGCAAGGAGCCAAGGAGGUUGUCAUUCAAUGUAUGUGGUUUAGUUUCAUAUGAAGUCAAGAGAUGAUAAUGAUAGGCUUUACUUCUAUGAAUAAUAUACACAAAUGUAUUGUUGGGAACUUCAGU
Cucumis melo (muskmelon) is the source of this 2174-nucleotide messenger RNA. RefSeq names its product pentatricopeptide repeat-containing protein At4g19191, mitochondrial. Gene Ontology annotation, molecular function: protein binding; RNA binding. Gene Ontology annotation, biological process: RNA modification. Bases 94 to 2115 code for a protein of 673 amino acids. NCBI's taxonomy places the organism in Eukaryota, Viridiplantae, Streptophyta, Magnoliopsida, Cucurbitales, Cucurbitaceae. The transcript is spliced from 2 exons. The record is from RefSeq and is a predicted model, not a curated record.